Penicillium malachiteum is the source of this 1638-nucleotide messenger RNA. RefSeq names its product GMC family oxidoreductase. The record is from RefSeq and is a predicted model, not a curated record. The transcript has 2 exons. Bases 1 to 1638 code for a protein of 545 amino acids. Gene Ontology annotation, molecular function: oxidoreductase activity, acting on CH-OH group of donors; flavin adenine dinucleotide binding. NCBI's taxonomy places the organism in Eukaryota, Fungi, Ascomycota, Eurotiomycetes, Eurotiales, Aspergillaceae.
AUGACAUCCGUCGACCUUCCCACCAUGAGCGAUUUCCUUAUUAUCGGCGGUGGAACAGCUGGACUGGUGGUUGCUUGUCGUCUCUCAGAGAAUCCUGAGUUUAAAGUGAUUGUUUUAGAAAGCGGAAGUGACGCCACUACCGACCCGCGCGUGAGAGACCCUCGGCUAUGGCGAUCAAGUUGCUCUGAUUUGGACUGGAAGAUGAAGAUUGAGCCGCAGCCCGGUUUAGAGAACAGAGAACAAGAUUGUCCGGCAGGGAAAGUUCUCGGUGGGUGUUCUUCAAUAAACGGCCUGGUGUACCUCCCUCCUUCGCCAUCCGGAAUUGACGUAUGGGCAAAACUCGGAAAUACUUCCUGGACAUGGGACUCACUUCGUCCAUAUAUCCAGAAAAGCAUUACAGUAACCCCGCCAAAGCAUGAAACACAGACCCGAGAUACACUGAAUGACGCCGCUCCCAGUGGGUCGAUCAAAGUGACAUACCCCGCCCUUGCAGAUAAAGCGAGCGAGCCCCUUAUCCAGGCAUGGCAUCAAGCCUUCAGAGAUCAAGGAUACGAGCAUGUUGUUGAAAUCAUUCCUAAAAACAAAGUCAUUGGUACCCGUGACUAUACUGCCACUAUCGAUCCAACAUCCGGUCUUCGAAGCAGCGCAGAUAAUGAGUACGGCGCAAUAGCCGCCUCUCGAUCAAAUGUCACUAUCAUCACAAAUGCUACAGUUGAACGUAUUUUGCUUGAAAAUUCAUCUGCUGGCCCGAUGGCUACUGCUGCCGAGUUCAUCCACAGCGGUGAAAGAUAUGUCUUAAAAGCGACGAAAGAAAUCAUUCUUGCAGCGGGAGCCAUGCACACACCAAAGAUACUUGAGCUUUCGGGGGUUGGUGAUCGGCAUCGGCUCGACGAUCUCGGAAUUCCAGUUAUCCAUGAUUUACCAGGCGUCGGUGAAAACUUCCAAACACAUUUAAUGAGCGUUAAGACAUUCCAACUCAAGGCUGGCGAUCAUUUGGAAGGCCUUAAACCUGAAAUGAAAGCAGUUGCAUUUACUCGUCUCAGCUCAGAAGAAUUCUCCAAUUUGUUUUCGGCACACAAAAUCGACGGAAAGGCUGGACAAGUCAUCAAAUCCAUUCUCCAAAAUCCGGACAACGCAUCGGCCUGUUUCCUCAUAGGUGUUCUCCCUGGAAACAAAGCAAUUAUUGCCGCAAUCUCCUGCUUUCCAUUCUCCCGAGGCAGCAGUCACAUCUCUUCGAAUAAUCCCCAAGAUCUACCAACUGUCGAUGCAGGCUUAGCAGCCAAAGAAUUGGACAUUGAAAUACUCGCUCGGCAUAUUCGGGACCUUUACCAAGUCGUCUCACAUGAACCCUUAAGUACAUUUUUUGAAGUAGGUGAGAUGCAACUCGACCUCGAAGGUAUUAAGAAUCAAAUCAGAGCAACGGGGUCUACCACACAUCAUGCUUGUGGCACCACUGCAAUGUUUCCUCAGGCCGACGGUGGCGUUGUUGAUGAGCAGUUGAAAGUCUAUGGCAUACAGAAUUUGCGGAUUGUUGACGCAAGCAUUUUUCCGCUUAUCCCUCAUGCGAACCCUAUCUCUACUGUUUACGCUGUGGCCGAGCGAGCUUCGGACUUGAUCCGAGGAAACCACCUGAAUUGA